Desarmillaria tabescens is the source of this 1413-nucleotide messenger RNA. RefSeq lists its product as uncharacterized. The record is from RefSeq and is a predicted model, not a curated record. NCBI's taxonomy places the organism in Eukaryota, Fungi, Basidiomycota, Agaricomycetes, Agaricales, Physalacriaceae. The coding region runs from base 1 to 1413 and encodes 470 amino acids. The transcript has 5 exons.
AUGUUAGCCUCGUAUCUACAAGUUUCGAAAUCUGGCCCCAAGGUCUUCGGCCUCAUCCUCGUGCUGUCGCGGGCUUGUGUGCAGGCCAGUAACGCUCAAAGCGAAAUUAUCCUGGACGAACUAACGGAACACCGAAGCACCUGGGAUGUAAUCUUCAGCUGCAUCGCAACAGUUUUCGCUUGCACCUGGAUCGCUGUACAUCCAAACGUUCCGGGUCCCGAUCUCAAAUCUCGCGGCUGGGUUUUCAUCGGACUUCACCGAUUGAAGCUCAUGGUCAUAGCUAUCAUCGCCCCCGAAGUUAUAAUCAUCUGGGCUUUUCGUCAAUGGAUGGUAGCGUCGAUAAUCUCUAAACACUUCGGCUUGACAAAGACACAUGGAUUUUUCAUAAGCAUGGGCGGAUUCAUUGGUGCUGGUGGAACCCCCAUAAAAAUUGCAGAUCUUUUGCAGCUCGACGGUCUAGCACUUUUCCAGAAAUCAUUUUCGGUUCGCCCCGAUUUAGACAUGUCGUCGAUAUCCAACAUCACCGAGGAAGAGCUACAGGAUCGCAGCAAAGGCGAUGCUCUAUCGAAGCUCGUCGCCGUUGUUCAGACAACCUGGUUCGUCGUCCAGUAUCUUUCCCGGUUCCAAGAAUCCCUUCCCGUCACCCAACUAGAGACCGCGACUCUGGCUUUCGCGGUCUUGAACAUCUUCAACUACGUCUUAUGGUGGCACAAACCACUCGAUAGAGAUUUCUACGAAAGCACAUUGGCCCACGCAGGCAUUUAUCACUCAACAGAGCACCACAUGACAACGAGUCGCCACGCAGCUCCUUGUUGCCUAGCUUGCUUCACCCUCUCCAUAACACUAGUCUCAGACGUCCACCGUUUUCCAUUCUUUGAUUACACCUAUACCGACGCACACCAAUGGUUUUCUUACGCCACAUACGGGCGCUUUACCACGGCGGCCUUCCAAUCCAUACUCCAGUGGUAUCGCCGGACCAUGGGAAGGAUAUUGUUUGGGCGUGGGUGGAGUAGUGCCUACGGUAGUGUACCAACCCUUUGGGCUGGUACACUGGAUUAUGAGAGGACAUGGUACAUCGGAUACUUUGGUGCAGCUGUCGGAGCACUCUUCGGUGGCACACACUGCAUCGCCUGGUCCUCCGUCUUCGCUUCUGAUACCGAGCGCAUCCUUUGGCGGAUAUCGUCGCUCGUUGUGACUGCGGUUCCUGUUGCCUUGGCGAUGCAACUUGCGUUCAUCAGGAUACUACCUAAUAGGAAGAUUGUACGCGGUAUCCAAGCGACUACGCCUCUCUUAAUACUCCUAUAUCUCCUCGCGAGGAUGACGUUGUUGGUGGAGGCUUUCUUUUCCCUCAGAUUCCUCCAGCCUGGCGUCCUUGAGGAGGUUAGCUGGACGAAGUUUAUUCCCCAUCUGUAA